AUGAUAUUCUCACUCUCUGAUCUGCCCAACGAGAUCAUCCUUGCAAUAGCCAAGAAGUUGCAUUCAGAGGGCGCGAUCAAUGCAUUGGCUCGAACCAGCCGCCAUCUCUACUCCCUGCUCAAUCCCUUCUUAUACAAAUACCAUGAGCAGCCGAAAAUUCCCGCUCUGCACUGGGCAGCCCAGGGGGGGUAUGCAUCUACCCUCAUGAGCCUACUGGACGCAGGGGUUGAUCUUUACGCAUCCUCGAUCUGGUUUCCAGAUCAAAGUCAAACACACACACUUACUCACCAUCCCCUCACAACUGCGAUAAGGUACGGUCAUUUAAACAUUGUCGAGCUCCUUCUGGAUCGAGGUGGCAUGAGCGAGAGAUUAAAGGAGGAAGAUUACGAGUUGCCGCUGAAUCGAGCUAUAUGGUACGGUCAUAUCCCCAUAUUGCAAUUCUUCCUGCAGAGAGGGGUGAAUCCCUGGAAUACCCGAAAAAUGGAUCCAGCUCUGGUUGCUGCGGUGCGCGGUGGCUAUCCAGAGAUUGUUAAGCUCCUGCUGCGGGAUGCUGAACAUCGACGGCUUCUUGACCCUGCCCGGCUGCUUCAAGAGCUCGGACACGCACUCUGGGUCGCUGCCCACUAUGGCAACGACGAGCUAAUUCACCUGCUGUUGGCGGAAGGUGCUGAUGUGAAUUUCCGGUGGGAUGGAACAACCUCGCUAGAUAGCGCAGUGCUCAACGAUCAUUACUCCACUGCCGAAAUUCUCCUUCAAGCUGGGGCCGACCCGAAGAUAGUGGAUUGCGAUGAUAUAGGACCCCUCUCGCGGGCUGCGAAGCCAAGUGAAGCCAUCUGGUUGGGAAAGAGUCGGCGCUACCCGAACCCUCGAGACCCCAGUCACUUAGUGAUUCCGUAUUCACAAGUUGUUAGAGAUGAAUUGGUGGCUAUGGCGCGUCUUCUUCUUGAUUACGCUGCGGAUGCUGCUGGGCCUGAUGGUGCUACGGCACUGCGGAUCGCCAUGCGCUCGAAAAACCCCGAGCUCACCAACUUGCUCUUGCUACAAGGUGCUCGUGCUUUGAGAAUCAAUCGAACCAUUCAUGGGGCCGGCGAAGAAAACGAUUAUUGGGUGUGA
This is a messenger RNA of Aspergillus viridinutans, 1113 nucleotides long. RefSeq lists its product as uncharacterized. The transcript has a single exon. NCBI's taxonomy places the organism in Eukaryota, Fungi, Ascomycota, Eurotiomycetes, Eurotiales, Aspergillaceae. The coding region runs from base 1 to 1113 and encodes 370 amino acids. The record is from RefSeq and is a predicted model, not a curated record. Gene Ontology annotation, molecular function: protein binding.